AUGUCGUCAUCCAUAACAAUAUCCACUGGUAUCGAAAUGAUCCUCUCAGCAGAUGCCUCCAGAUUGGUAUAUAGUGGUAUAGCUCCAGUGGAAUUCCUAAGAUUCAAUGACGGUGAAUUGUUAAACCCUUGCCGCUGCGAUGGGUCAGUACGAUACACACAUCAGCUUUGCCUGUUAAAGUGGAUAAGUGAAAGAGGGUCAUGGACCUGUGAACUCUGCUGUUACAGAUACCAUGUUAUAGCCAUUAAAAUGAAAAGGCCUUGCCAGUGGCAAAGCAUUACUAUAACACUGGUUGAGAAAGUGCAGAUGGUUGCUGUAAUCCUAGGAUCUCUGUUCUUAGUAGCAAGUGUGACUUGGCUUCUAUGGUCAGCCUUCAGCCCUUAUGCAGUAUGGCAAAGAAAGGACAUCCUUUUUCAAAUCUGCUAUGGAAUGUAUGGUUUUAUGGAUCUAGUAUGCAUAGGACUGAUAGUACAUGAAGGUGCAUCUGUUUAUCGAGUGUUUAAGCGCUGGAGGGCUGUGAAUCUACACUGGGAUGUGUUAAAUUAUGAUAAAGCCACGGACAUAGAGGAGAGCAAUCGAGGAGAAUCCUCAGCAGGAAGGACAUUGUGGUUACCACUGACUGCAUUUAGAAACAGAAGUUUGGUUCAUCCAACACAGUUAACCUCACCAAGAUUUCAGUGUGGCUAUGUGUUGUUACAUCUGUUCAACCGCAUGAGACCUCAGGAAGAUUCAUCAGAGGAUAACUGCUCUGGGGAAGUAGUGAUGAGAGUUACCUCAGUGUAAAGAUUAUGCUCACUGUGCUACACAGAUAAGGAUAAUGUGCCCUGGUGUUACAGGACUUUGGAAUGUAGUUAUGAUGAAUGGGGAAACCAUUAACACUUGAAAAAAUAUAUACACUUUUUUAAAAAAUUUAAUGCUUUUUAUAUGAUCAGAUAAAACACAAAUACAUUUUUCUGGGGAAAAAAAAAGUCUCUUGCUUUUUAUACAGUCUGAUUUAUUGGAUCUUUUCUCACUUUGUACCUGAGGUGUAUAUAACAUAACUUAACUCUUAGGUCUUUGAAUGAUGAAGAAAUUAAUUUUUAAGUAAAAAGAUAUAUUUAAAUGUAUUUUCUUAAACUCUGGCUUUAAUCCACUACUGUUAUUUUUUUCACUUUCACGAGGAUUAAACUGGACAAUGUUCUUCCAAAAAGAAGGAGAAUGUUGACACAAGUCAAGUA
Messenger RNA from Manacus vitellinus (golden-collared manakin), 1217 nucleotides. It is a transcript of the gene MARCHF11, whose product is annotated as membrane associated ring-CH-type finger 11. Gene Ontology annotation, molecular function: ubiquitin-protein transferase activity; zinc ion binding. The transcript is spliced from 4 exons. Gene Ontology annotation, biological process: protein ubiquitination. NCBI's taxonomy places the organism in Eukaryota, Metazoa, Chordata, Aves, Passeriformes, Pipridae. The coding region runs from base 1 to 783 and encodes 260 amino acids. The record is from RefSeq and is a predicted model, not a curated record.